UCCAAGACGAAGAAGGGGGCCGAUUAGAGAGAUCGAACUCCAUGAAACAUCUUCCUCUUCAUCGCAACGGCCACUCCCAAAUCGUUAUCCUCUUCUCCUCCGCCGCUUUCUUAACUUAGCCUCUCAAUCACUCAACUGCUUUAUUUCUCGCCGGCCGACGAGUAACCAUGGACGUCGAUCCUCGUCACUACGACCACAUCGCUGUCAAUGAUGGUGAUAUCCAGAACAUUGUUCUAUCCUACCUUGUUCAUAAUUGUUAUAAAGAAACUGCAGAGUCGUUCACUACCUGUACUGGGCUUAAGCAGCACACGGAUUAUCUUGUUGACAUGGCAAAAAGAAAAAGAAUUUAUGAUUUUGCAGUAGAAGGGAAUGCACUUAAGGCAAUUGAGUUAACGGAAGAGGUAGCAGAUGGUUUACUUGAGAAGAAUGAGGACCUGCAUUUUGAUCUUUUAAGUCUUCAUUUUGUUGAACUUGUUUGCUCUAGGAAAUGCACAGAGGCCCUGGAAUUUGCUCAGGUCAAGCUUGCCCCUUUUGGGAAGUUGCAUAAAUAUGUGGAAAAACUUGAAGAUUUCAUGGCCCUCCUUGCUUAUGAAGAACCAGAGAAGUCUCCAAUGUUUCAUCUGCUUAGCGUGGAUUACCGGCAAAGAGUAGCAGAAAGUCUAAAUCGAGCAAUUAUCGCGCAUGGAAAUUUGCCGAGCUAUACAGCAAUGGAAAGGCUGAUAAAGCAGGUGACUGUAGUUAGACAGUCCUUGAGCCAAGAGCUGGGCAAGGAUGGGGUUCAAUCAUUUUCUUUGAGGGAUUUUCUGAAAAGCUAAUUCAAAGAGUUCGGUUCAGGCUCACAGCACUGAGAUGCAACCACCAGCUUCAGAUCUUGUUGCCAACCAUGGUUGUGGUGCUCUCUUCAUAUGCUUUAGGUGUGCCGUGUAGGCCAUAAACUGUGUCAUCUAGGUCCCCUGAGCAAAAGUUUGUUUCCUUUCAGUUUGGUGACCUCGUUGUCCUAAUGGCUUGUAUUGUGAUUGUACAUGCUCUCUUAUUUUGCUGCUUGCCCUUUCCCCUCUUUUCUUUUAUUCUUCAAAAUUUAAUGUAUGGAGAUCUUGGCUCGCAUUAUUGUGUCUCAUAGCCCGGUUCUGGCACGGAGGAUUGAGGAACAUGGAAGGAACUCUACUUUGUUGUCAUAUGCGAUAUCAUCAAAUGCCAGCUUUGUUUCAGUGUGUCAAAAAGCCUGCAUCAUCAUAUGAGUGAAUUAUCGUCUUUUUGCAUUAGUUGUGUUCGAAAGAGGAAAAUACUUCAAGAAAUUCACAUUGUAUUUUCUC
This is a messenger RNA of Benincasa hispida (wax gourd), 1313 nucleotides long. Its product is annotated as LisH and RanBPM domains containing protein. The record is from RefSeq and is a predicted model, not a curated record. Lineage: Eukaryota; Viridiplantae; Streptophyta; Magnoliopsida; Cucurbitales; Cucurbitaceae. Gene Ontology annotation, molecular function: protein binding.